GAGUGAUGAUUUGUAAAUGAAGGAUUGGGUUACUUUACUUAAGUGGAAUAUUCUAGAAUACAUACAUCACUUUUCCUUCUAUCUCAAUCUUCAUGUUAAUGUUAGUGUACACUUUCUACACUUCCACUUCCACCUGCAUCUUCAACCUUCAAUUCCAAAUGCAAUAACACCAAAUCCCUAAUUAUUUCACCAUCACACAAAUUUCGCAUUAUUUCAUCACCAAAGUUCGUAAUGUUAACAUCCUAUAACCUUCUUCGUUCUCGCUUUCGUUGUUCUCAUCAACAUUGGUUUUGUACCAUUGUUGCUCUCAAACCUGAACCUCCUCAACCGCCACCGUUCACCGUCACAACCACCACCACCUCCUCCUAUUUGCUUCCUUCUAGACGAUUCCUUUUUCUCGGAUUUGAUUCUCGCCGACAUCUUCAUCAUAGUCAUCAUCACUCUUUCCAUCGAAGUUUCUUUACAAGAGCUAAACCAGCAGCUACAAUUAUUGAGUUCAACGAUAAACACAGUCAGCGAGCUGUAAAAACUGCAUUGUGGUGUAACUUUCUUGUUUUUUCACUCAAAUUUGGAGUAUGGUUAGCUUCCUCUAGUCAUGUUAUGUUAGCUGAAGUUGUGCAUUCGGUUGCCGAUUUUGCAAACCAGGCGCUACUUGCUUAUGGUCUAUCUAGCUCUAGGCGUGCACCAGAUGCUAUUCAUCCUUAUGGAUAUUCCAAGGAAAGAUUUGUUUGGUCAUUGAUAUCUGCUGUUGGGAUAUUUUGUCUUGGUUCUGGUGCCACGGUUGUUAAUGGAGUUCAAAACUUGUGGGUUGCACAGGCCCCUGAGAAUAUGCAAUUAGCAGCUUUGGUGUUAUGUGGUUCAUUCGUCAUUGAAGGUGCCUCUCUUAUUGUUGCGAUUCAAGCUGUCAAGGAAGGUGCAAAUGCAGAGGGAAUGAAAUUAAGAGACUAUAUUUGGCGUGGACAUGAUCCUACAUCUGUUGCAGUAAUGACAGAGGAUGGUGCUGCAGUAACUGGCCUUGCUAUUGCUGGGGCAUCAUUGGUGGCAGUGCACUAUACCGGAAAUGCCAUUUAUGAUCCCAUAGGCUCAAUCUUGGUUGGCAACUUACUUGGAAUGGUAGCCAUAUUUCUUAUCCAAAGAAACCGACAUGCUUUGAUUGGUAGAGCUAUGGACGACCACGAUAUGGAAAAAGUACUCCAGUUUUUGAAAAAAGACCCGGUUGUAGAUGCUCUCUAUGAUUGCAAAAGUGAAGUUAUUGGGCCUGGAUUCUUCAGAUUUAAAGCAGAAAUAGAUUUUAACGGAGAGAUGGUGGUGCAAAAUUAUCUUCAAAGGACUGGACGUGAGGACUGGGCCAAACAGUUUCGUGAAGCUGCAAAGCUGAGUGACGAUGCUGCCUUGACAAACAUUAUGUCAAAUUAUGGUGAGGAAGUAGUUACAGCAUUAGGAAGUGAAGUUGAUAGGUUAGAGAAGGAGAUCCAGAAUCUUGUUCCUGGUAUCCGGCAUGUCGAUAUUGAGGCCCACAAUCCAACAGAGUCAUCUUUGUCAAGUUAAAAUUUUCAAUAUAUUAAAGAUCUCACUCUCAUUUAUCUUGUCAGUGCAUUUAUGAAUGUUAUUUUGCUUCAUCCAUUAUCACGAGUUAAGUUUCAAAUAACAUAGAUUAGUUCAAAA
Molecule: messenger RNA, 1665 nt
Organism: Medicago truncatula (barrel medic)
Lineage: Eukaryota; Viridiplantae; Streptophyta; Magnoliopsida; Fabales; Fabaceae
Product: metal tolerance protein C4
Exons: 13
Coding region: 232-1548 (438 amino acids)
Biological process (GO): zinc ion transport; transmembrane transport; intracellular zinc ion homeostasis
Cellular component (GO): membrane; endoplasmic reticulum
Molecular function (GO): monoatomic cation transmembrane transporter activity
Source: RefSeq, a predicted model, not a curated record